AUGGACAGGAGCUCCCUGCUGCAGCUCAUCCAAGAGCAGCAGCUGGACCCAGACAACACUGGCUUCAUUGGUGUCGAGAGCUUCACUGGCCUGGUGCACAGCCAUGAGCUGCCACUGGACCCUGCCAAACUGGAUAUGCUGGUGGCAUUGGCCCAGAGCAAUGACCAAGGACAGAUCUGCUACCAGGAGCUGGUAGACCUGAUCAUUGUGUUCUUGUGUUAUGGGGCUCGGCUGAACAAGUGGGUGUUGCAGACCUACCACCCUGAGUAUAUGAAGAGUCCUCUGGUGUACCACCCUGGCCACCGUGCCCGUGCCUGGCGAUUUCUCACUUACAUGUUCAUGCAUGUCGGGUUGGAACAGCUGGGCUUCAAUGCUCUCCUGCAGCUCAUGAUCGGCGUGCCCCUGGAAAUGGUGCAUGGGGUGCUUCGGAUAGGCUUCCUCUACUUGGCUGGUGUGCUGGCAGGCUCUCUGACAGUCUCCAUCACGGAUAUGCGGGCCCCUGUGGUAGGGGGCUCAGGCGGCGUCUAUGCCCUCUGUUCUGCCCACUUGGCCAAUGUUGUUAUGAACUGGGCCGGAAUGCGCUGCCCAUACAAACUGCUAAGGAUGGUGCUGGCCCUGGUGUGCAUGAGCUCAGAGGUGGGCCGAGCUGUCUGGCUCCGUUUCUCCCCGCCCCUGCCUGCCUCAGGCCCUCAGCCCAGCUUCAUGGCCCAUCUGGCGGGCGCCGUCGUGGGCAUCAGCAUGGGUCUGACCAUCCUCCGAAGCUAUGAAGAGAACCUGCAGGACCAGUGUGGCUGGUGGGUGGUGCUGCUUUCCUAUGCCACCUUCCUCCUUUUUGCCAUCUUCUGGAACAUCUUCGCCUAUGACCUGCUGGGGGCACAGGUCCUGCCUCCCCCCUAGAACCCUUUGAAAGUGCCAACACUGCCACUCUGGUGCCACCAUCUGCCAGGCAGCCAGGAUGCGGUUGUUAUUUCUCCCUAUCGACGUGAACCUGACUGAGGUGGGUCUAGUGCCCAAGCCUGGUUCUCUGGUAACAAGAACUACAUAAGGUGCCAACUUCCCACUGGAUUCUGGGCUGGGCUGGGCAUGCAGGUGCGUGCAUGUGACUUUGUGUGCAGGCUAGUCAGGGCACAGCCCCCCCUUGGCAGGACCUCCAGGUGUGGGCCUGCAUGUCCACUCUCUACUGAAUGUAUGUUUUAAAGCUGCUUCUCCCACUCCUAACCCCUGUGCUCACCUGCCUGGGAAGGGCAGGGGCUCCCCUGCUCCCUCACCACCAGUUUCCCUCAGCUGGCUCUUUUCUCUCUAACUCUCCCCAGUUGCCACAGGGACUUCAGCUCCGUGGCCCUAAAAGCUACUGAAUUCAGGGCCUCUCAAACUUUACACUGGUCCUGGAUCUAAAUCCUCUUCCAAGACUUCCUAGCACUAAGGAAGCCAUGGUUUGAGGCUGCCCCAUGGAAGGUGGGGAGGGGGAUGUGCCUGAUGGAAGUCAGGAGUAGUAUCCAGAGGAGAGUAUCCAGGGGAGGAGAAUAGAGGCCUCAUAGCCUCCAGAGCAAAGAGCCAGUUUGAUGGAUUUGCUGUCUGAGCCUUUUUGGAGUAUGAAUAAAUAUUUUA
Messenger RNA from Gracilinanus agilis (Agile Gracile Mouse Opossum), 1608 nucleotides. RefSeq names its product rhomboid like 1 (gene RHBDL1). NCBI's taxonomy places the organism in Eukaryota, Metazoa, Chordata, Mammalia, Didelphimorphia, Didelphidae. The transcript is spliced from 7 exons. Bases 1 to 897 code for a protein of 298 amino acids. Gene Ontology annotation, molecular function: serine-type endopeptidase activity. Gene Ontology annotation, cellular component: membrane. The record is from RefSeq and is a predicted model, not a curated record.